GAUCCCUUGCGCACCCCAGAGGAGGAGUUAAUUGCUCUGCCUUUUGGUACUGUUGACUACUAUCGCUCUCUGUCCCCCGCACACUGUCUAGAGGUGCACGCCAUUUACUCCCCAACUUCAUCAUCUCUCAGUAGGUCUGGGCUGUGUCCCAUUGCUGCAGCCAUGGCACCCAAAAAGAACAAGUCCACAAAAAAAAAUAAAGGAGAUUUAACUGAAAUGACAAUUAUGGUGGAGGACAGCCCGAUCAACAAGAUGAAUGGACUGAAUGCCCUUCUGGAGGGAGGAAAUGGCUUCAGCUGUAUCUCUACGGAAGUUACCGACCCUGUGUAUGCUCCUAACCUCUUACAAGGUUUGAGCAACAUGCGACAGGAUAGCUUCCUUUGUGAUCUUACCGUAGCUACUAAGUCAAAGUCCUUCGAUGUCCACAAGGUGGUCAUGGCCUCUUGCAGCGAGUACAUUCACAACAUGUUGAAGAAGGAUUCAUCCCUCACAACGAUAGAUCUCAACGAUCUUUCACCUGUAGGCCUUGCCACAGUCAUCACAUAUGCCUACUCGGGUCAGAUGACCCUGUCUUUGUAUGGUAUUGGCAGCACAAUUGCGGCAGCUCUGUUGUUACAGAUCAACACCCUGGUGAAGAUGUGCAGCGACUUCCUCAUGCAGGAGCUGAGCGUGGAGAACUGCAUGUAUGUGGCCAACAUUGCUGACACCUACAACCUCAAAGAAACCAAGAUUGCCGCUCAGAAGUACAUGCGCGAGAACUUCAUCGAGUUUUCAGAGAUGGAGCAGUUCCUGAAGCUGACCUACGAACAGAUCAGUGACUUCCUCACAGACGACUCCUUGCAGCUGCCCUCCGAGAUCACUGCCUUCCAGAUUGCUAUGAAGUGGCUAGACUUUGAUGAGAAGAGGCUGAAGUAUGCUGCAGAUCUCUUGACUCACAUCCGCUUUGGUACCAUCUCGGCCCAGGACCUGGUUAACCACGUCCAGAGUGUUCCCAGGAUGAUGCAAGACCCUGAAUGCCAUCGUCUGCUGGUCGACGCCAUGAAUUACCACCUGUUGCCAUUCCAGCAGAAUAUCCUUCAGUCUCGCAGGACAAAGGUGCGUGGAGGUCUCCGGGUGCUGGUGACAGUAGGUGGACGGCCUGCCUUGACAGAGAAGUCUCUUAGCAAAGAGGUACUCUACAGAGAUGAAGAUAAUGUGUGGAAUAAAUUGACAGACAUGCCAGCUAAGAGCUUUAAUCAGUGUGUGGCAGUCUUGGAUGGCUUCCUUUAUGUGGCUGGAGGAGAAGACCAGAAUGAUGCGAGGAACCAGGCUAAACAUGCUGUCAGCAACUUCUGCAGGUAUGAUCCACGAUUCAACACUUGGAUCCAUUUGAACAACAUGCUCCAAAAGCGCACCCACUUCAGUCUCAACACUUUCAAUGGCCUCCUGUUUGCUGUCGGAGGCCGCAACUCUGACGGCUGCCAGGCCUCCGUGGAAUGCUAUGUGCCAUCAUCCAACCAAUGGCAGAUGAAAACACCCAUGGAGAUCCCUAGGUGCUGUCAUGCCAGCUCUCUCGUCGAUGGCAAAAUCUUGGUAACUGGUGGUUACAUCAAUAAUGCCUAUUCAAGGGCUGUGUGUUGUUAUGACCCUUCCACUGACAGCUGGCAGGAUAAGAACAGCUUGAGCACCCCGAGAGGCUGGCACUCUUCAGUCACAAUAGGAGACAGAGCCUAUGUCAUUGGUGGCAGCCAGCUGGGCGGGCGUGGUGAGAGGGUGGAUGUCUUAGCAGUCGAAUGUUACAACCCUCAGAGCGGGCAGUGGAGCUACUCUGCCCCCCUGCAUACGGGGGUUAGCACAGCUGGUGCCAUCAUCCUGGAGAACAAGAUCUACCUCAUGGGAGGAUGGAACGAAAUUGAGAAGAAGUACAAGAAGUGCAUCCAGGUGUACAACCCAGAUCUCAAUGAAUGGACUGAGGAUGACGAGUUGCCAGAGGCUACAGUUGGCAUCUCAUGCUGUGCUAUUACUAUACCCACACGCAAAACGCGAGAGUCUAGGGCUAGCUCAGUCUCGUCGGCACCUGUCAGCAUAUAGAAGUUUAAGUUAUUGUUCCUCAAGCCAGUCGGUAUACCAAAGAACCCCCAAAUACUUUAAUGUCAUCCCAUCUUUGAAAGUCAAAUCUGUGCUUGUAUUGACCAAAUCCAUUGUCAAUAAAAUAGAAAAACUGA
Messenger RNA from Hypomesus transpacificus, 2204 nucleotides. It is a transcript of the gene klhl31, whose product is annotated as kelch-like family member 31. The transcript has 3 exons. Gene Ontology annotation, cellular component: cytoplasm; nucleus. The coding region runs from base 163 to 2070 and encodes 635 amino acids. Gene Ontology annotation, molecular function: protein binding. Gene Ontology annotation, biological process: negative regulation of protein phosphorylation. The record is from RefSeq and is a predicted model, not a curated record. NCBI's taxonomy places the organism in Eukaryota, Metazoa, Chordata, Actinopteri, Osmeriformes, Osmeridae.